Peromyscus californicus insignis is the source of this 2434-nucleotide messenger RNA. RefSeq names its product fizzy and cell division cycle 20 related 1 (gene Fzr1). The coding region runs from base 258 to 1739 and encodes 493 amino acids. The record is from RefSeq and is a predicted model, not a curated record. The transcript has 14 exons. Gene Ontology annotation, biological process: anaphase-promoting complex-dependent catabolic process; positive regulation of ubiquitin protein ligase activity; positive regulation of anaphase-promoting complex-dependent catabolic process. Gene Ontology annotation, cellular component: anaphase-promoting complex. Lineage: Eukaryota; Metazoa; Chordata; Mammalia; Rodentia; Cricetidae. Gene Ontology annotation, molecular function: ubiquitin ligase activator activity; anaphase-promoting complex binding; protein binding.
GCGGCGGGGCCGGUCGCGGGCGCGCGCGCGGCCUGCGGGACAGACGGAGGGAGGGAGCCGGGUUGCCGCUGAGUGCCGCCAUAUUAGCGACCGCGGAGGCCGGGGGAUUCCCGUGAGCUGCGGCGGCGGGGCCUGGCUCAGCGGAGGGGCCUCGAGCGGGCGCGGCGUGUUCCUGGGACCGGCGGGAACCGGCGGGAACCGGCUGGCGACGGGAGCGAGGCAGGCUGCCCUCGGCUGCGGGCCCCGCCCCGCCCGCCAUGGACCAGGACUAUGAGCGCAGACUCCUGCGUCAGAUCAUCAUCCAGAAUGAGAACACAGUGCCAUGUGUCUCAGAGAUGCGGAGGACCCUGACACCAGCCAACUCCCCAGUGUCCUCGCCCAGCAAGCAUGGUGACCGCUUCAUCCCCUCGCGGGCCGGAGCCAACUGGAGCGUGAACUUCCACAGGAUCAAUGAAAACGAGAAGUCCCCCAGCCAGAACCGCAAGGCCAAGGAUGCCACCUCAGACAACGGCAAAGAUGGCCUGGCCUACUCGGCGCUGCUGAAGAACGAGCUGCUGGGCGCCGGCAUUGAGAAGGUGCAGGACCCGCAGACGGAGGAUCGGCGGCUGCAGCCAUCCACGCCUGAGCACAAGGGCCUCUUCACGUAUUCCCUCAGCAGCAAGCGCUCGAGUCCUGAUGACGGCAACGACGUGUCCCCGUACUCCUUGUCCCCUGUUAGCAACAAGAGUCAGAAGCUGCUGCGGUCGCCACGGAAGCCCACGCGCAAGAUCUCCAAGAUUCCCUUCAAGGUGCUGGAUGCGCCGGAGCUUCAGGACGACUUCUACCUCAACCUGGUGGACUGGUCCUCCCUCAACGUGCUCAGUGUGGGCCUGGGUACCUGCGUGUACCUGUGGAGCGCGUGCACCAGCCAGGUGACCCGGCUCUGUGACCUCUCUGUGGAAGGGGACUCGGUGACUUCCGUGGGCUGGUCUGAGCGGGGGAACCUGGUCGCGGUGGGCACACACAAAGGCUUCGUGCAGAUCUGGGACGCGGCUGCUGGGAAGAAGCUGUCGGUGCUGGAGGGCCACACUGCGCGAGUGGGGGCGCUGGCCUGGAAUGCAGACCAGUUGUCAUCUGGCAGCCGUGACCGCAUGAUCCUCCAGCGGGAUAUCCGCACACCGCCCCUGCAGUCAGAGCGGCGGCUCCAGGGCCACCGGCAGGAAGUGUGUGGUCUCAAGUGGUCCACAGACCACCAGCUCCUGGCCUCGGGGGGCAAUGACAACAAGCUGCUCGUCUGGAACCACUCCACGGUGAGCCCUGUGCAGCAGUACACGGAGCACCUGGCGGCCGUGAAGGCCAUCGCCUGGUCCCCACACCAGCAUGGACUGCUGGCGUCUGGCGGUGGCACAGCCGACCGCUGCAUCCGCUUCUGGAACACCCUGACAGGCCAGCCACUCCAGUGCAUCGAUACCGGCUCACAAGUGUGCAAUCUGGCCUGGUCCAAACAUGCCAACGAGCUGGUGAGCACACACGGCUACUCACAGAACCAGAUCCUCGUGUGGAAGUACCCGUCCCUUACGCAGGUGGCCAAGCUCACUGGCCACUCGUACCGGGUCCUCUACUUGGCCAUGUCCCCUGACGGGGAGGCCAUCGUCACCGGGGCUGGAGAUGAAACCUUGCGGUUCUGGAAUGUUUUCAGCAAAACACGCUCUACAAAGGAAUCCGUGUCUGUGCUUAACCUCUUCACCCGGAUCCGAUAGACCCGCGGGCGGGAUGCGCAGCCCCACGGGGCAGAGAUGGAGCAGCCAGCAUGCAUGGGCCCUGCUGUCCCUGCAGUCCUCAGAGGCAUCUGGCGGGCGGGAGCCGGGCCGGAGACCCCAGAGUCUCAUUAAACGCCUCGUUGUGAGCUGUGGAGCCAGUGUCUGGGACGGGCACGGGGACCCUCAGCCACCGGCUGCAUCUCCUUCUUGCUGGCCGUCAGCGCUCAGAUGGACACUUGUGACCUCCCUGUCACCACUGCCCGAGCCAUAUUGGACACAGCUGAGCAGGAAGCCCGAGAUCCCAUCAAUUCCCCAAACCCAGUAUCACCUGGGGACCUGUGGACCAGAGCCAUUGUGCCACCCCCCGCAAACACCCCAGUGUCACCCAAGCCGGAACAUCCUGGGAGGCGCUGGCGGGGGACCUGCGCCUCUCGCCCCGUCGUCCUGAUGCGUUCCACCCCGUGUCUGUGUGCACCUCCUGUGACCCCAUGCCUGUCCGCGUGCCUCUUCCCAGCCAGCUGCCUCGUCUGCCGCGUCCACCUCCUUUUGGCCUUCUGGAAGCUUCCCAGGCCGCCCUGACCUCAGACCCCAUUUCUGCCGCCCCUCCUCACCUGGGGACACUGCAGAUCCCCAGUGUGGUGGCUGGGCCAUGGUGUGUGCACGUGUGUGUAUAUAUGUAUCUGUGACGCCCUGGG